Arctia plantaginis is the source of this 402-nucleotide messenger RNA. Lineage: Eukaryota; Metazoa; Arthropoda; Insecta; Lepidoptera; Erebidae. The record is from the annotation of a GenBank genome assembly.
AUGAAGACUCUGCUAGUGUUCGCCGCUUGUGUACUAUUGGCUCAGGCCUUGACGGAUGAGCAAAAAGAGAAGCUGAAGAAACACCGCUCAGAAUGUUUGGGAGAGACAAAAGUGGAAGAGCAGUUGGUCAACAAGCUCAAGAGUGGUGAUUACAAGGCCGAUAACGAGCAACUGAAGAAAUAUGCCCUCUGCAUGAUGAUCAAGUCUGAGCUGAUGACAAAGGACGGCAAAUUUAAGAAGGAUGUCGCUUUGGCUAAGGUCCCUAACCCAGCGGACAAACCAGCAGUUGAAAAGCUGAUCGACACUUGCUUAGCCAACAAGGGUAACACCCCCCACCAGACAGCAUGGAACUACGUCAAGUGCUACCAUGAGAAGGACCCUAAACAUGCCAUCUUCCUAUAA